AUAGCACCGCAAAUGUUUCACACGACGCGUAAAUGUCACCCGUCUAUCGCGUCUACGCGGGAAAAGUGACAGAACGUUGUUUUUUUUUUAAAUAAAAGUUAAAUGUUUUGGUGGUUUACAAUAUAAGUAAAUAAAAAGUUUCAUUUUUAAAAAUUGUUAUUGACGAGUUUUACAUCACUUAAACAAGAUGAUAUUAACAACUUCAUGUGUUCUACUUGCUGUUAUAAACUACGGCCACGCGCAAAAUCCUAAUUGUGAUUUUACACAAAAUGUGCAAGCAAACCGCAUGUACUACGUGUACAGCCCGGGCUAUCCCCGCAACUAUACCGCAGGGGUGCAGUGCCGGUGGAUUGGAAUUUGCCCCGCUGGGUACAACUGCAGGCUAGACUGCCCCGAAGUUAAUCUGCCCCAGAGUAACAUGUGUUCAAUGGAUCGCCUGCUGAUAUCAAGAACUGGAGAUCCUCAGCUGUCAUCUGCAGAGUACUACUGCGGUCGUGGCACACUCAGCGUCACGUCUGUCGCACAGAGAUUGUCAAUCGGUCUGAUAUCAUCAUACUAUAGUACUGGGGGGCGUUUCUACUGUCAACUCACAGCACAACGAGCUGCUGUAACACCUGCACCUUGUCGCUGCGGAUACAAGAAGUCGAACCGUAUAGUGGGUGGUCAGGAGACGGGCGUGAAUGAGUUCCCGAUGAUGGCUGGUGUGGUAUACGUUGAUAUCAGACAAAUCAAGUGCGGAGGUGUCAUCAUCAGCGCACGGCACGUGUUGACAGCAGCACAUUGCGUCAUCAGAAGAACUGUCAAUGAUAUUGCCGUUGUUGUUGGAGAACACGAUGUUAAUACAGGCGACUCACCGGCCACGCAGGGCUUCAGGGUCAUUAGCAUCAGGAUACAUCCAUUGUACAAUUUGUCAAACUACGACAACGAUAUAGCAAUCCUCACUCUCCAGCAGGACAUUGUGUUCAGUGACCGUGUGGGCCCUGUCUGUCUGCCAUUCAAGUUCAUCAAUAAUGACUUUGCUGGAAACAAAGUUACCGUGCUAGGUUGGGGCACAUUGUUCCCCGGUGGCCCGACGUCCAACGUGCUGCAGAAGGUGGACCUGGACGUGAUCAGCCAGGCGACCUGCCGCCGCUCUGAAGCGCUGCUCACACCACGACAGAUGUGUACUUACACGCCUGGAAAGGACUCUUGUCAGGACGAUUCAGGUGGUCCUCUUCUGUACACGGACCCCUCUAACGGUCUUUUAUACAACGUGGGUCUUGUCAGCUACGGCGCGUUCUGUGCGUCAGGCUCCCCCGCCGUCAACACUCGCGUCACGUCAUUCCUGGACUGGAUUGUCGCAACCACACAGGUUGAUUUUUGCAGAACAUAAUAAAUUAUUGUUAUAAAAA
Molecule: messenger RNA, 1391 nt
Organism: Papilio xuthus (Asian swallowtail)
Lineage: Eukaryota; Metazoa; Arthropoda; Insecta; Lepidoptera; Papilionidae
Product: venom serine protease
Exons: 10
Coding region: 188-1372 (394 amino acids)
Biological process (GO): proteolysis
Molecular function (GO): serine-type endopeptidase activity
Source: RefSeq, a predicted model, not a curated record